AUGGCGUUCCCCGCCAUCCAAGGCACGAAGUACAACUGCCCACAGGGGUGGGUCCGCGUCCCACACAUGCAAGUCGAGGUCUAUUGGAACACGCCGGCAUUCAAGGGCCGCUGGCAUCAGGGCCAGGGCACUCAGCCAUUUGUCCUAUCCAACGGGGAUGUUUCUGGCUACAGCUCUCACGCGGACUUUCUAGCGGCGUGGGAUGAGAACGUACUCCAGAAUGUCAUCAACACCUGCAAUGUGGGGUUUGGGGGCAUUCACUCUUGCCCGGGUGUUACGCCAAGUACCAUUGAUAACUGCAGGAGUGAGCACAGUCCGCUCAUGGACGAAGAUCUCACAGGGGCUCUCGAUACAUUGCCUGGCGACAGGCCACUCGAGGGAUGGGGCUUGUGA
Molecule: messenger RNA, 393 nt
Organism: Verticillium dahliae VdLs.17
Lineage: Eukaryota; Fungi; Ascomycota; Sordariomycetes; Glomerellales; Plectosphaerellaceae
Product: WSC domain-containing protein
Exons: 1
Coding region: 1-393 (130 amino acids)
Source: RefSeq, a predicted model, not a curated record